AUGCCGAAGCAGACACGUGCCAAGGUGUCUAGGAGCAUGAGACACAACCCGUUGGCCCACGACAUAUUGGAGGAGGAAGCCAACAGAGGCAUUCGAACGGUCCCGCGGAACAAGUUGCGCCGCGCGGAUGACGAUGAGGAUGAGAAUGCGGUGGUUCCAUCCAGUGUUGCCAAGAAGGUGAUCGGGAUGGUCCAAGCCCAGAAAGCAGACGAGGAAGAUCGCCCAGAUGAUUUUCCAGAAGAUGUGGACAGACAUGGAAAUGAGCAGAUUGACAUGGAGGAAGCUGUCGAGGAGAUUGAUGUCGAAGUGGACGAGGAUGGCUACAUUGUGGCACCCAAUGCAUCAGACGAAGAUGAGAGAGCCAUGGCUUUGUUCCUUCCAGGGAAGAGUUCUGCCCAGGCGGGUCCCACGCUUGCAGACAUCAUCUUGCAGAAGAUCCAGGAGGCUGAAGCCCGCAAAGAAGGAACUGAUGCAGAAGGUGUCGCAAGUGAAGCGGGCUUAUCGCCCAAGGUCGUGCAAGUUUACGGAGAUAUCGGGAAGUGGCUGAAGUUCUACAAAUCGGGGGCCAUCCCCAAAGCGUUCAAGGUGAUACCCAACUUGACAAAUUGGGAGGAGGUUCUCGCGUUAACCUCUCCGCUAACGUGGAGUCCAGCUGCCAUGUACCAGGCCUCUGUUAUCUUCGUGUCCAACUUGAACCCGCGAAUGGCCCAGCGCUUCUUCAACUUGGUCCUUCUGCCAGCAGUGAGGCAGGACAUCGCAGAGCACAAGAAGCUGAACUUCCACUAUUACAGGGCUCUUCGGAAAUCCCUGUUCAAGCCGGCGGCUUUCUUCAAGGGAAUCCUGCUGCCCAUGGCUGCAGAGAGCUGCACGUUGCGGGAGGCCGUCAUCAUGGGAUCUGUCUUGGCCAAGGCAUCUGUACCUGUCAUGCACGUGGCCGCCAGCAUCGUUCGCCUAUGCACCAUGACACCGUGGUACGGGACUACAGCAAUCCUGCUGGCUGCACAGCUCAACAAGAAGUAUGCAUUGCCACUCAAGGUGAUCGAGUGCUUGGUGGCCCAUUUCUGUGCAUUUGCUGGUGAAGACAAAGCAUUGCCUUUGGUUUGGCAUCGGGCAUUGCUCAUUUUUGUGCAGAGAUACAAGUUUGAUCUUUCUGCAGAUCAGAAAAGACGAAUCAAGGAGCCAGAGCAUGAAUGCCCUUCUACCCAUGCGUGCGUGCUGUCCGUUUGGAUGUAG
Symbiodinium sp. CCMP2456 is the source of this 1233-nucleotide messenger RNA. Lineage: Eukaryota; Dinophyceae; Suessiales; Symbiodiniaceae. The record is from the annotation of a GenBank genome assembly.